This is a messenger RNA of Fragaria vesca subsp. vesca, 1517 nucleotides long. RefSeq lists its product as uncharacterized. The record is from RefSeq and is a predicted model, not a curated record. NCBI's taxonomy places the organism in Eukaryota, Viridiplantae, Streptophyta, Magnoliopsida, Rosales, Rosaceae. The transcript has 4 exons. The coding region runs from base 262 to 981 and encodes 239 amino acids.
CAAUGAAGACUGUCUCUUUACUGGAAUGUGAAUUUAGUUAAGGGGUUGUAAUUAUUAGUUUAGCACCAGCGAUACAGAUACACACGAGAUGAGACACAGUUGUUUGUUGUAGCAGUUGCCCUUGAGCCCUUGCCCAACAAAGAAACAGGAGGAGGUAGAAGAAGAAGAAGAGAGGAAUGAGUUGGCGCCGAGGGGGUUACAGACCCUAAUAAAUAUAUAAAAUUGAGAGAGAUAGAGAGGGAGAGCAGUGGAGAGGAGUCUAUGAUGCUUUGCGAAGCAUUGCGUGAUCGAAUACAGGCAUGGCUUCGUGACUACGACAGGCUUCAAUAUCUCGCCGUCAUCCUCCUCUACAUUCAGAUUGCUUGCGCAUUAUUAGGAUCGCUGGGAGCAUUGUACAACGGAGUGUUGCUGAUCAAUCUGGCCAUUGCCUUGUUCGCUCUGGUCGCCAUCGAAAGCAGCAGUCAGAGCCUCGGCCGCACUUACGCCGUCCUCCUCCUCUGCGCUAUCCUCCUCGAUGUCUUCUGGUUCAUUCUCUUUUGUCACGAAAUCUGGAUUCUUAAACCCGGCGAUUAUACAUCUCUGUAUAUCUUUUCAGUCAAGCUCACUCUCGCUAUGCAAAUCAUCGGCUUCUCUAUCCGGUUUUCCUCCUCAUUCCUGUGGAUUCAGAUCUACAGGUUGGGCCUAUCCUAUGUAGUCGAACCUGCCCCAACUCCUAGAGAUGCCGAUUUUGAUUUACGCAAUAGUUUCUUGAGUCCAACUACUCCCACGCCUGCUGUACUUAGACAAACCUCCGAUUCUAGUGAUGCCUUAGGAGGCUCUAUCUAUGAUCCUACUUAUUACUCCUCACUCUUCGAAGAGGGCCAGGGAAAAUGUUACAGUGGCAAUGGAUCUACAUCUGCUGCUGAAGCUUCUAAGGUGAAACCAUCUGUAGUCAGAUCUUUUCAGUCAGAUGAGAAGACAGCAAGCCAGCAUUCAAUUUAAUUUUGAAUAGGGUUUUCUCUGUUUUUUUUUGAUCCACUCCCAUUAUUGUUUAGAGGAUCAUUCACUUAGUCACUGCGGCCGGUUUGAGCAUUGGGGAGUGGGGCUUGUACAGUCAAACACACUAUUAAGCAUUUUUGCCUAGAUGGAAGCUGUCGAUCAAAGUAGAGUACCCAUGUGGUUUGGUAUGUCAAAAGCUUGGAUCAGGAUUCGAUCCCCAUGCUCGUGAUUUGGACGAUGUUUCUUGGAUGUGCAAUUACAUUUGGCAUGUUGUAUUGGCUGAAUGUCCAAUCAGGCAUGAUCCAUGUAAUGUGUGUCAACUUUCGGGAUAUGCAAUUAGGCAUUGAUUGUAAGCAGAUUGUGCAGCGGGGAAGUUGACAAGUGUAUCCUGGUCAAGUAACCCAGGCAAUUGCUUCUUGGCCCCGUAAUAUAAAGGUUUGGUUGAUCAUUCAGUUCAGCCGACCUUUGGUUUUAAAUAGAUCAAACACUCCGUGGCUAUAUCUUCGACUUCGACUAUAUAAUUGCAGAUUUUUUCAAGU